AUGGCGAAGUCUUCGGCCAAGCAAUCUUCUUCAUCCAAGUCAAAGAGCUCCAGCAGCAAGAGCUCCAAAAGCUUCAGCACCGUCCCGGUUAACCGCUCAUGGCAAGACCCCUCGCUGGACCGUGGUCAGCGCUCGGCUCAAAGCUCAAGCGCCAGCUAUCCCGUCGGGCGCUGGCUUACCGAGCCGUCUUGGCAAGAGCCGUUCAACAACAUUGCGGAAGUACCCGCAGCGGGAUCGGCCUCGGCUUAUGCAGGUGGACACCAGGGAUCGGGUGCGGCUGCGACAUAUGCCACGUCCCGCAAGUAG
Messenger RNA from Colletotrichum gloeosporioides, 306 nucleotides. RefSeq lists its product as uncharacterized. The record is from RefSeq and is a predicted model, not a curated record. NCBI's taxonomy places the organism in Eukaryota, Fungi, Ascomycota, Sordariomycetes, Glomerellales, Glomerellaceae. The coding region runs from base 1 to 306 and encodes 101 amino acids. The transcript is spliced from 2 exons.